CUACAAACAUAAGAACUGUUCUCACAAGAAAAAAAAGAGAGAGAGAGAGAACCCAAAACAGUAAUCUCCAGACUAGUUUCAUGUAAAAAUGUUCAGCAAUCACUUUUGCAGCGGACUAAUAAAAGAUCCUGAUUUCUGAUCCUCAAAAUACUAGUUUUAUGAUACUUAAAAGAUUGAGAUUUGACGGGCUCUGCCUGAGGCCUCCAUAGUCCCAGCCUGUACUUGUGGAUGUGUCUCAAGAUCAACUUCCUCUGCAUUCAUCUUGGAACUUUGUCUGAAUGCUUUUCCUUAUAUGUAAGUGGUUAUAGGAUCAAAUUUCAAAGUCAAUGUUUAUACUGAAAAAUGGAUGUGAGGGAGUUCCCGAUUCAAAGUAUUUUGUUCAAUAAAGCUUUUCUGUUGUUAUAUUCAAUUUGGAAUGAAUUCAUAUGUAUGGCAAUCAACUUAAUGAUGGUAUGGAAAUUGAUUGAUUUUACAAACAAUUAUAUUCAAUUCCUCUUGUUAUGAAUAAAAUGAUGUCAUUUCAUGAGGUUAUCUUCUUUUUUGAAAAUAAAAAUAAAAAUUAUUAUGUUUCUUUUUUUCACCUUCCUUUUCCCCCCUCUUUCUGGAACUUCAACUUCAUUCUGCAGUGCCCAAGAGCAUCAGAAGAACAUGAACCCUUAUCAUCUCAUCAUGGAGCAGCCUCUACGCUCUCUACAGGGCUCUUAGUUGAUACAAAUCUGGGAACAUCACCUCCUGACACUUAUAGACCACCCCCUGCACCAAUUCCAUAUGAUGUGGAUUUAGGACAUCCUCAAACUCCACCAGCUGCUGAAGAAAGCUGUGUUAACAAGAAUGACACUGCAGUGCAAACAACAAAUUCUGGAUCUCUUGGAGAAGCAGUUGAGGGUAAUAUGUUAGAAACUUUAGCUAAAUGUGAAGACUUAAAGCAGUCAGACUGCAAGAUGCUAGCCCAAUCUGAACUUACUUCAUCAAAAGAAACAGAAGUUGAACUUUCAAAGUCAGGUGAUCCAAUUGUUUCCUCAACAGACGAGGAGGAUGUUUGCCCCACCUGUCUUGAAGAGUAUGAUGCGGAGAAUCCAAAAAUUGUCACUAAAUGUGAGCAUCAUUUUCACCUUGCAUGCAUUCUUGAGUGGAUGGAAAGAAGUGACACCUGCCCUGUGUGUGAUAAGGAAAUGAUAUUCAACACUGCCACCAAUGCGUAGCUUUCAGUGGCUCGAGAAAAUUCAACCUCUUAACUUUUGAUAUUAAAGCUCAAGAAAAAAGGUUACUGUUGCAUGAGUUCUCACCUUUCUAGUGUUCAUUGUUCUGGGGCAGGCACAUACUCGGCUGUGUUGUUUUGGCUCUUUCCUUUGUUUCUUUUUUUUUGGUGUUUAGGGAGAUGUGGGCCUGCUUGAUGGUAAAUCUCUUUAUGAUUUUCUUUCUUUUCGACUUUCAGAAAAGGGGAAAAAAGAGAAGAAGAAAAAAGGAAAAAGGAAAAGAAAGGUAUUUGGAGGCAAAUGUUACAAAAAUUCCCAAGGUCCGUUAUCCAUUUGUUAUACGUUCAUCCUUAGUGCUUAGGUCAAUGGAGUAGCAGUGAUACAAUGACGAGUCGAUUAGGCAUUGAAGGCAGAGAGAUUCUAGCGUAAAGAAGUACAUAUUAAAUCCACCUUCUGUGCCUUUUUGGUUGCUUUGAUCUUCUUUCCUGUAUAGCAUCUUUUUUGAGUCUGGAAACUUGGAUCCUUUGAGCCAUUGCUUUUAUAAUUUUUUUUCUUCUGAAUUUGUUCUGUAAAUUGCACACAAUGACAUAGUCUUUUUGCCUUCACAUUUGUCAGCAAGAUAGUUAAACCAGGAUUGGUUGAUAAGGCAUACUGUGUGUUACUUGAUUCAUGCGUAUAUAAAUUAAUCUGGUUUCCAAA
This is a messenger RNA of Vitis riparia (riverbank grape), 1895 nucleotides long. Its product is annotated as probable E3 ubiquitin-protein ligase RHB1A. The record is from RefSeq and is a predicted model, not a curated record. Lineage: Eukaryota; Viridiplantae; Streptophyta; Magnoliopsida; Vitales; Vitaceae. Gene Ontology annotation, molecular function: ubiquitin-protein transferase activity; zinc ion binding. Bases 501 to 1202 code for a protein of 233 amino acids. The transcript has 3 exons.